UUUCUCACUCUCCCCCACCAACUUAUCUGGACAAUCGGAGAUCAAAAAGUUUUCAAAGAGAUGCACAUUCGUGGUGUGGACUCAAUCGUGCUUCAACCUUCCUGGGACAACUAACUAGUGUGAUGGAGGUACCGGUAUUAUGGGGGUUGAUGCUUUUGGCAGUCCUUCCUUUCAUUAAUGCGGUAGACAACUCAACUCUAGCGGCUUCGAACGAAAAUAGCACCUCUGAUACACCUACCAGUCCAAGACCCGUCAGAAGUCCUCAGAACUAUUAUUCAAUCUAUUCCAACCGGCUAAGACAGCCUUACUACCGUGACGACUCUGGUUAGUCCUCGAAAACAAAC
This is a messenger RNA of Nilaparvata lugens (brown planthopper), 344 nucleotides long. RefSeq lists its product as uncharacterized. Bases 123 to 329 code for a protein of 68 amino acids. The record is from RefSeq and is a predicted model, not a curated record. The transcript has 3 exons. NCBI's taxonomy places the organism in Eukaryota, Metazoa, Arthropoda, Insecta, Hemiptera, Delphacidae.